Messenger RNA from Ahaetulla prasina, 8345 nucleotides. It is a transcript of the gene SMAD3, whose product is annotated as SMAD family member 3. Lineage: Eukaryota; Metazoa; Chordata; Lepidosauria; Squamata; Colubridae. Bases 322 to 1602 code for a protein of 426 amino acids. Gene Ontology annotation, biological process: SMAD protein signal transduction; cell differentiation; transforming growth factor beta receptor signaling pathway. Gene Ontology annotation, cellular component: heteromeric SMAD protein complex. The record is from RefSeq and is a predicted model, not a curated record. Gene Ontology annotation, molecular function: RNA polymerase II cis-regulatory region sequence-specific DNA binding; DNA-binding transcription factor activity, RNA polymerase II-specific; I-SMAD binding. The transcript has 9 exons.
UUGCGCAGGAGGCGAGGAGCGCGCCCAGCCGGAGGAGGAGCCGCCGCCGCUGCCGCCGCUAGAGGCGCGUUGGGAGAGAAGUCGGCGGAAAGUUGGCGGCGGCGUCCUCCGCUUUGUCCCGGGCCGAGCCCGCGGCCGCUGCUGGGCCGGGGAGAGAGAGAGAGCGCGAGAGCGGCGGGCGAAGGGAAGGAGGGCUCGGCGCCUCCGGAGCUAGCAGAGCGAGGCGGGCGGGGAAGGCGGGCGGCUAAGCGGACCAGCGGGCAGAGCUGAGCUGCUCCCGGCCGGCCUCCCUCCUCCUCGUCCUGCCUGCCCUUGCCGGCCAUGUCGUCCAUCCUGCCCUUCACGCCGCCCAUCGUGAAGCGGCUGCUGGGCUGGAAGAAGGGCGAGCAGAACGGGCAGGAGGAGAAGUGGUGCGAGAAGGCGGUCAAGAGCCUGGUCAAGAAGCUGAAGAAAACCGGGCAGCUGGACGAGCUGGAGAAGGCCAUCACCACGCAGAGCGCCGCCACCAAGUGCAUCACCAUCCCCAGGUCACUGGAUGGUCGGCUGCAGGUCUCCCAUCGAAAAGGUCUCCCGCACGUCAUCUAUUGCCGGCUGUGGCGGUGGCCAGACCUUCAUAGCCACCAUGAACUGCGGGCCAUGGAAAUGUGUGAAUACGCAUUCAAUAUGAAGAAGGAUGAAGUCUGUGUGAAUCCAUAUCACUACCAAAGAGUGGAAACACCAGUAUUACCUCCGGUUUUGGUCCCACGACACGCGGAAAUUCCAGCCGAAUUCCCUCCGCUCGACGAUUACAGCCAUUCCAUUCCCGAGAACACGAAUUUCCCAGCUGGCAUCGAACCUCAGAGCAACUACAUUCCAGAGACACCGCCUCCCGGAUAUCUGAGCGAGGAUGGAGAAACCAGUGACCAUCAAAUGAACCACAGUUUAGAUGCAGGUUCUCCAAAUUUAUCUCCGAAUCCGAUGUCUCCUGCACACAGUAAUCUGGAUCUGCAGCCGGUCACCUACUGUGAACCGGCCUUCUGGUGCUCCAUUUCCUAUUAUGAGCUCAACCAGCGAGUGGGGGAGACAUUCCACGCUUCUCAGCCCUCGAUGACCGUGGAUGGAUUCACGGACCCAUCAAAUUCAGAGCGCUUCUGCCUCGGCCUGCUUUCCAAUGUCAACCGCAAUGCAGCAGUGGAGCUCACCAGGCGGCACAUUGGGAGAGGAGUUAGACUGUAUUACAUUGGAGGGGAAGUUUUUGCCGAAUGCCUUAGUGACAGUGCCAUAUUUGUCCAGUCCCCCAACUGCAACCAGCGUUAUGGCUGGCAUCCAGCUACCGUGUGCAAGAUACCACCAGGGUGUAACUUGAAGAUAUUUAACAACCAAGAAUUCGCAGCCCUCCUGGCUCAGUCGGUCAACCAGGGCUUCGAGGCCGUCUACCAGCUGACACGCAUGUGCACCAUCCGGAUGAGCUUUGUUAAGGGCUGGGGGGCCGAGUACAGGCGGCAGACGGUCACAAGCACUCCCUGCUGGAUCGAGCUCCACCUGAACGGCCCCUUGCAGUGGCUGGACAAGGUCUUGACGCAGAUGGGCUCCCCGAGCAUCCGCUGCUCCAGCGUGUCUUAAAGGAUGAGGAAGGUGGAACCAGGUCAAACCUUGAGUAGGGACAAAAUCGCUCAGCCUCUUCCUUGGUAAUGUACAAAAAAAAAACCAACAGGAUGGAAACGAGCCUUUAGGGUAGCGGCUGUGUCCUUCCAAGGCCCGGCCCUUCCUUCUGUCCAGUGAAAGAUUUUGUUUGAUAUUCUUGAUAGGAGCAAAGACUUCCUCAUAAUGUUCAUGUCUUCAGAAGAUCCACCCAAAGCUUUGAGAUGCCCAGGCGGGUCCUACCGUGGGCCACUGGAGGAGACCCUCAGCUACAUUGCAACUUGGAUUUCUAAUUUAGGACAGGCAGGCUGUGGCUGAUGGGCUUUGCAAGGCCGGGUGGCACUUGACAACAAUUCUUGGGAGGCUAGAGAGCAAGGAAAUGGUCCUGUCUCCUCCUUGCCCUUCCUCCUUCCUACCUCUUCCUGCGAGAAUUUCCACUUUGUACCAGGCACAUGGGGAGAAGAACCAAGGCCUCUUCUAAUAUUUCUUUUUGAGCAUCCACCUGGGCGACUAUGUGUUUUUCUCUGCCAACUGUUGGAGGUGGGGAUUUUCCUCCUCAUCUGCAGCCCUGACUGAUAAGGUGCCAAUUAAUUGAAGAUGAAGAGGACUCAUGCCCCAAGGAAAGAGCUGCCUCCUCUCAGACAUGGAAACGGUUGUUUGAACUGACGCUGGGAUGAUCUCGGAGCUAAGACCUCCUGCGUUAAAGGCAAGUGUCCCCAGCUCAUCCCUCGUCCAUCAGUCCAGAUUUUAAGGUUGCUUCUCCUUUGGGCUUGCUUGGAACUGGCCAAUUCCUCCGUGUUGACCUGCUGGGCUCACGAUCCCAUCUUCUCAAGAACCUCUGAAGGACUCUUGAGCAUCCAGAAGGAGAAACGUUUGGAAAAGCACGCUUGCCUGUCCUGCUUCCAAAGCUGCGUCUCAAAGCACCAGCUGGAAGGGAAGAAGACAGCCAGCCAGAAGUGUUCUGGAGCAAAAUCGGCCAGGGGAAACUUACGCGCCUUCCUUCCUCAUCAAUAGGAUCUCCUUGGUCAUUUGACUCAUCUGCCGAAACGGAUCUUUUCCACCCAUCAAAUCGGAACAGCCUAACCGCAGCACGGCUCCAAGAUGAUUUAACUGACAGUUAGGACUGUUUUGAUUCUUGUAACUAAGCAAAGAUCUGUAAACAGAUUUGGAGCCAUGCUUACUGUUCUUCAAAGCAGUUGUGUGUGUGGGUGUGUGGGUGUGCAAGGGUUCUACAGUGGCCAGUAAUUCUGGUUAGUAGGUUUUGUGAUUGUGAGGGCGAAAUCCAUGUGCGAUGUCUUUGUGAUCAAAAGUAAGUGUUAUUCAUGCCAGCCAACCCAUCUGGAAUUGUUCAGUAAUUUGGACUUGUUUCUAGAUUCUCAGGACUUAAAAAAAACCAAACUUGGUAACUAGUCCCCAGAAGCUGAGAAUCCAUUAUUUUUCCUCAGAAUUGAGCAGAUUAAUUAAAACCUAAGAAGCUAAAAUAAUAUCGAAGAACACAAUUUGAGAUACCUUGUGAUAAAGUAACUCAAAGCAUUUAACUGUACUGAACAGGUUGUAUGUCCAUUCAGCGUGGCCGACUGGCAAAUAUUUGGGAAUGCAGAUAAGAAAUACCUUUUCAAUUUCAGAUUAAUGUCUUGACAGAUGGUUUAAAGUUCAGUAUUAAUCUGGUCGGCCUUCAGAAACAGAAAUGGCUGCCUCAUUGCCUAAAAUGAGUGGAGCUUUCUUGGAAGAAGAGGGCCCUAAAAUGCAGGGGUGGGUUUCAAUUUUUUUUACUACCGGUUCUGUGGGCGUGGCUUAGCGGGUGUGGCAUGGCUUAGUGGGCGUGGCAGGGGAAAGAUACUGUAAAACCUCCAUUCCCUCCCCACUCCAGGAGAAGGUUGCUGCAAAAUCCCCAUUCCCUCCUGAUCAGCUGGGACUUGGGAGGCAGAGAAUAGAUGAUGGCGGGGCCAGGCAGAAUUUUUACUACUGGUUCUCCAGACCAGGGGUCUCCAACCUUGGCAACUUUAAGACUUGUGGACUUCAAUUCCCAGAAUGGCUGAGGAAUUCUGGGAGUUGAAGUCCACAAGUCUUAAAGUUGACAAGGUUGGAGACUUCAGCUCCAAACUACUCAAAAUUUCCGCUACCGGUUCUCCAGAACUGGUCAGAACCUGCUGGAACCCACCCCUGCUAAACUGGCUUGUUCUCAAUCUGAGUAAUCUCUGAGCAGCAUCUGAAAUCCCAUUGGGUUUUUCGUAUGGUUAAAUUCACCUUUCAAUAUCAGAGCAAUGCGGGAAUCGUCUUAAAAAUGGCAUUUAUAGAAUCUUACUCCAUAAAGAUUCAAUGGAACGUUAGCCCUAACCAUACAGCAAUAUGCCAUAUGGAAUAUUUGGGUUUCCGAAAUGCUUUUAAAUCAUUCAAGGAGAGAAAACUUGCAGUAUGUGUGUGGUGUGCGUGCUUUUUGUAAAAAAACACAAAAAAAGUUAUAGCAAUGGUGGCUGGUAGGCACGAUCAAUCCAAAGACAUUUUUGAAGGCUUUUUUAAAAAAAUGUGAUCAGUGUCGAUGUUUUUAGGCACUCAGGAUGAAAUAUUUUUGCUCCGGGUUCUGUACAGCUUUAAUCAAGUAGCCAUCGGUGUGUUCUGCUUCACUGGGAAAGCUGUUGCUGUUUUUGCUGACCUGAUUUUUUCCAGAUAUUGUGUGCUUAUAUUGUCUCUGGGAGUUCUGAACAUCAUAGCCUGUUGGGUAAUUUUAGGGUCCUUUAUGGUGAAAACUUAAUUUCUGGGCGCAGGGAAUUCACUUUCUUUCAGGUUCUCUCCUUGAAACACUACAUUUCUACUCGCUUGAGUGGGCCUUUCUACGUUGAAGGAUCUGGUCACCCAAACCCAAUUAUAAUUGGAGGGCGUGGCUCCCCCAGACCAGCCACACAGACCUAUUGUACUUUUGAUAACUUAUUCACUGCUGGAAGGACAGAUUAUGGAGAGCCCACGUGAGUCUGCAAAUGAUCAGUGAAGAAAGUUUGAAGAUAGUUUUAAAUACAUAGAUAUAUAUUUUCUUACUCAGCAUAUUAGCCACUUUGCACAAGUCAGAUUUUAUUUCUUGAGACUUCCUUUUUGUAUUCAGUUCUUGUGAUAAGUCUACUGGGUAAAUCAUUUCCUUGCCCAUAAAUCUUCCAUUGUUGGCAAAACUGAGGUAUGACCAGCAUUUUUAAGAGUUUCACAAACAGGAGAGGUUUCUUUAGAAAAAAAUCUCUCACUUUCUACGUUCAGUGAAGAGGGGAGACGUUUCUCCAUAGAUUGCAAACCUUGCUUCGUACAGCCCGGGACACCAAACUACCAAAAUGUCUAUGAAAUAUAGUUCAGCAAAAUUCUCAGCAGCAGUUUAAAUAACUUUUUAAAGUUUCAGCGGAACUCUGCCCUACAGAUAAAAGUGGGAAUGCUUGUAAGAGGAUUUUAUGUGAGCCAGAUAAUCUUGUGAAAUUAAAAAUCCCACCCUAAGGUUGUGUUUGUUGAUUAUGCUAAAUCAUAGUGUAUGUUAUUUGGUUGUUGCUAGGAUAGUGCUUCCCAAACUUGGGUAAAUUACCCAAAAUUGGGUAAAAGUGGUUUUUCUUUGGCUAACAACACACAAACCUAACAGGGACAUUUAAAUAAGGAUUUUCUGAUAAGAUGUUUUGGGUAAUGAAGAUAAAAGGUUGGGAAACACUAUCUUAGGAUAUCCAAACCUACCUAUUGUGGCUUAUUCAACAAAACAUAGUUUAGCUGUCUAUGUGAACUCACCCAGACUAUUCAGGUAUAAACAGAAAAAAAAAUCUUCUCAAAUUGAUGUUUGGUAUUAAAUUGAUGUUUCAAAUUAGAUGUUGAAAUGCCCAGAAACUGCCAUAAAAUAAAGUAUACUUAAGUGCAUUUAGUUUUCCCCAGUCUGCAUCCAUAGCCCUGCUAAAAAUGUUCCUUGUGCCUUGUUAAAAUCUAGUGGAAAUUGGGCUCAUUAGUUGGCGAAACAGGUGCCAAGUCAGGUAAGCUAUUGCUCAGGUGUUGAUCAGACCCUUUGGCUGAGGAAUUCUGGGAGUUAAAGUCCACAAGUCUUAAAAGUUGACAAGGUUGGAGACCCCUGGUUUAGUCAACAAAAUGUGAUUAAGCAAGGCAUAGCACAGAGGCAGGCGAACCUAGUCUGGUUCUGCAGAUAAAAAGCCAGCUAAAAACUUUUCUCUGACCCGCUUCUUGGUACCCGAAAUGGAAGUUUGCGAAACAAGCCAUACAAUAUGAAACUCACAUAAGUGCCAAAAUCUUGAAAAGUCUUCAUUGGGAUAUCUGGAGCUGCACUUUAAAGAAAGACUUGGCGACUUCACAAAUUUGGGUCCCGAGCGGUGCAGGCAUGUUUUUAAAAGGGAUCUGGAAGCAUUUACGUACUGGACAGAAACCUUUUGGUCUACUGACCGGAUGUCUGUGUGGAAAGCACAAGAAACGCCUCGGGCAAUGUUGUGUAAAGUAUAGGAUUGUUAAGAUAACAACGUUAAGUUUCCCUGUCCCCUCCCCCUUCAAGAUUACAUUGAUUGAAGCUCCAAAAAAAUUUGGGGACCCUGGAGCCCAAUUGAAAGUGACUUUGAAAAGCCCCUCUCGGUUGCUCUUCUCCUAAAUACGAUGCUUUGCUUGGAAGGGAUCACCAAUGCUUGGUGGGCCUUGGUGGUGAUGUGCCAUCCCAUAUGCUACAUUGAAAGCAUUGGAUGAUAACCAGCAGGUGAAAUUAGCUCUCUUGGGAUUCAGAGGUGCUGAUCUUCUAGCAGUGCGUUUGUGGCUCUCUGGCACAUAGAACUUGUCUUGGGGCUGGGCCCCUGUUCUGUCGGAGGCUCUCCCGCCAAGCUGUCAGGUGACACAGUGAGCGCAUGCACCUGUGUGCCAAACCUUGCGGCUUCUGAACUUUCCAUUUGCGCAGGACUUUUAGGGGCAGCAUCGGCCCCAUGACUGGAAUCGUCUCCCGGCUGCGGCCUCCUUCAUCUCCCCUCAGUGGACUGUUCAUGAGCUGACCUGGACUCUCUCACCUUACGCAGCUGCUGGCCGGCAUGUCCAGAUGGCCAGGAUGGACUUUGGUUUUAUUGACUUCGAUAACGACUUUUUUUUUCUUUGUAUGAUAAUGAGCCAAAUCGCAGUGUGUGUUGUUUUUAUAUUGAGCUUUCGACAGACCUUUGGGAACAGCAUCCUCACGUCACAAGAGGAUUGAAAAUGGGUGGUUUUAGGAGAAAAGAGACUGCUGGAAGUGUUCCAGCAGUGGGACACAAAAGGGUAAAAAUUCAAGGAUGACCCUGCGGAGGUUGAAGAACUGUUGGAAGCCGCAUUGAGAUCAACUCCUAGAUCAGGGGUCUCCAACCUUGGCAACUUUCAGACUUGUGGACUUCAACUCCCAGAAUUCCUCAGCCAGCUUUGCUUUGCUGGCUGAGCUUUGCUGGCUGAGGAAUUCUGGGAGUUGAAGUCCACAAGUCUGAAAGUUGCCAAGGUUGGAGACCCCUGUCCUAGAUGACCUCUCUUGCCAGGGCUAGUUGGGACCAGACUGGACAGGAGGCUGGCUGUGUUCUGAAUGGGCUUCUAAAAUUGACCUCCAUGCUUCUAAAUCCUCAAGAGGCUGGCGGAACCAGAAUUUAAAUUUUUCUAGGGUAGGGUGGAUUAGCCUCUCCAGUAGAAAGCUGUGGUUAGAAUAUUUUUAACAAGGUUUUAGGUAUAUAUUUAUUUAUGCAACUAAUGCAGUAGCCAGAGUCACUCAAGAUACUUCUCAACUUCAAGAGAGUUGGGGGGAAGAUUUGACAGAGGUCAAAUCGUCCGAUGUAGAUUCAGACAGUAAAACAAGAGACGGAGGUCAGUCCAUCCAUUUUUUUCAGUAGCAAAGCACUUAAUUUCUGUUGGAUUGGGCUUGCCUCCGUUCACCUGCUCCACUGUUGCCUUGGCACAAGUCUUCCUCUUGGGGCACAAGUCUUCCACAUGUGGGACACUCUUUCCAAGCUAAGUGGACAAUGCAGGUGGGAGGUCUCAAAGGUGCUUUCUAAAAAGGCAACUGGACUUUUUUGCCCCCCAAGGAAGAAGAUAUUUCAAGAAGCUUCAUCGGUUCUGCCAGGAUGGUGGGGCGACAUCCAAGGAAAGGACAUUCCAGUCGCCUUGUGAAGAAGGAAAAAAAAAAACACCUUUGAGACAACUAUGACUGUGGAUGAUUGAGAAUCUCCACAGAUGUGCAGGUGUGGUGCCAACCUCAUAAAAGAUGACCAUGGCAGCUGUAGGACCAGCUUUCCAAAGUCCUCCCCUCACCCCACCCCCAUCAGACGGACAGUGGCCAGGAUUCUUGGUUAACUGGGUUGAGGCUGUGGGCCAUGGAGGCCGGGCCGUGGGAAAUGGCAGUUCCCUAGCUCUCCUGUGUUCUACCCACCUGCCUACUUAGCUAGCAUUGGCAUGCAGGAAGAGUCCUUGUGCCUCAAACGGGGUAGCAAUGGAACAGAUACUAAGCAAGUAGUUCUCCUUCCUCUUUCUGUUUUCCACCCCUCCCAUUAGUAGCCCUUGAUACAAGGGGGUGGUUGGCAUCAUCAAAGGCACCCAGAGGUCCUCCUUCCCACCCUAGAUGGAAGUAGAGUUCAGCUCUUGGUUUCUUGAGGAAUAGUGGGCUUCUCGCUAGCUCUUACGGUAUGUUCUUCACCCGAUGUUUUGUACUUUUGGCUGUAUAUUGCUUGUUGUCCUUUGGCCUUUUAGCUUAUCUCUAUUAAAAGCUUUGUAACAUC